AUGGGUGUCCAUGGAUUAUGGGAAAUCGUUGAACCAACAUCUAAACCCGUUCGUUUAGAAUCGCUUGAAGAUAAAAGAUUAGCUGUUGACGCAUCUAUAUGGAUAUAUCAAUUUCUAAAGGCAGUUCGAGAUACCAAAGGGGAUGCCUUGCAAUAUUCUCAUGUGAUCGGCUUUUUUAGACGUAUAUGUAAAUUAUUGUAUUUUGGUAUCAAACCAGUCUUUGUAUUUGAUGGUGCAGUGUCCCCCUUGAAAAGGGAAACCAUUAAUAAAAGAAAGGAAAUUAGACAAGGAAAGAGAGAUAGUGCAGCUAAAACGGCUAAAAAAAUAUUGGCUUUGCAAUUACAGCAAUCUGUUGAAAAGAAAGAACCCGUGUCCAUAGACACUUCCUCUCCACUGGGAAAAAAUUAUAGAGGAAACGAUGAAUGGGAAUUGCCAAAAAUUGAAGGAUUUAAAUAUAAUAAAAGUGAUGGGAGAAUAGCUAGUGUCAAAGAAUUUCAAGCUGUUAUUGACAAUGUUGAUGAUGAAUUGGAUGGUAUAGAUUUGGAUUCUAUAAAUCCGGCCUCCAAAGAGUUUGACAAUUUACCAAAAUCCACACAGUAUAUUAUUUUAAAUGCACUUCGUUUAAAAUCAAGAUUAAGAAUGGGCUAUUCCAAAGAACAAUUAGAACACAUUUUCCCAAAUAGUAUGGAAUUUUCUAAAUUCCAAAUAGAUAUGGUUAAAAGAAGGAAUUUUUUUACUCAAAAACUAAUAGAUUCAACUGGUCUACAUGGGGAAAGCACGUUGUUAAAUGGAAAAAUUGCAAGCGAAAAGAAUAAAGAGUACAAAUUAAUUCGUUCGGAUAAUGGAUGGGCAUUAUCCUUACAAAAUGACGAUGGUUCUAGCGUUAAAAAGGCUAUUAACCUUGAGGACGAAGAUGAGAGUGAUGAGGAUGAUGAAGAUGACAUAAAAUGGGAAGAGGUAGACACUAAAACUCGAGAAAGGGAAGAUACUGCUCCUGAUUAUUCUAUUAGGGCAUCAUUAUUAACAACCACUUCAAAACUGAAAGAAUUGAAUAGCUUUGGAGGUAAGGCAUUUUUAGACACCAAAAACCACACUUUGACAUCACGCUUCUAUCAAUCUCCCUAUAAAAACAUUGUUGAAAACAUUAGCGAUUUUUCUUCUUCUGAUGAUGAUGAUGAUGGUGAAGAAACUAGCAGCAAUAUGGUUGCAACCAGUAAGAAUAUAAAUACUAAUGGCGGAUUAAAAGUAUCCUUAGAAGCUAAAUUACAGGAUAUAGAAGAUGCCAGUUCUGAUAGUGACUAUACAACUUUUGUAAAAGAGACAAAGCAAAUGGAGAAGAUGCAAAAAUCCAAUAUUGAGAGCACUGAAUUACCAAAAACAAUUACUACUGUUCAUGAAGAUGCUUCUAUUAUGGCGUUAAAUAAUUCUGCUGCAACUAUUGAAAACACCAAGGAAACUGUUAAUAACCAAAAUUGCAACUUAUUGCACAAAAUAAGCGCAUUAUCUAAGGGGAAUAUUAGCCCAGAUAAUUGUCAGGAGCCCAUGAACGGAGUAUCCACAAAAACUUCACUUUCCCCCACUUUCAUUCCGUCAAACAAAGAAACACUUAUUUUGCCAAAAGAUAAAGAUUCCACGCUACGCCAGAAUUUUAAUACUGUUUCAACCUAUGACGAAAAUAAAAACUGUGACAACAGCACUGAUAAUACCGAUUCCCAUAAUAGCGACAUUAAUGAUGUGACUACCUCAAAAAAUGAGUAUAAACCAGUACCGUCAUGGUUUGGUGAAAAUCCAAUAUCCAAUAUUAAAAAUAUCCACGAUACUGUAGGUGGUGAAGAACCAAGCUUUUUAUUUGGCUCCCAUAGUAUUUCUGCACAAUCUAAGGAACAAAAAAAAAACCUACUUCCCAGUGUAGUUGAAUUAUCCAUGGUUAAUGAAGAUCCUGAUAACCAUGAAGAUGAAAUCAAUCACUCGUUUGAUGAAAAUAAAGAAAAGAUGCAUAAUAUUGGACAAGGGACAAAGAAUAAAGUCGAAGUGACUCCUAAGUGUAUUAAAAACAACAAAGAAUCUACACCUCACUCCAAUAGUGGCACCCCCAAUCUACCCUUGGUAGAGGUACAAAAACAUGAUGAUAAAGUUUUUGAUUAUGAUUUUUUUGAAGAUGAUGAAGAAGCUUUGGUUCAACAAUUAGAGGAAGAGGAAAAUGAGUAUAACAAUUUUUUUAAGCCUGCGCUAACUAAUGCUUCUGCUGAGACAGGAACAUUUUUAUCUAAAGAAGAUUUAUACGAUCAGGCAAAGAGGGAUAAGAGGGAUGCAGACGAGGUGACAACAACAAUGAUUUACGAGGUUCAACAGCUUUUAUCCUGUUUUGGCAUACCAUAUAUUACAGCUCCCAUGGAAGCGGAAGCACAAUGUGCAGAGCUUUUGAAUUUAAAAUUAGUAGAUGCAAUUGCAACAGAUGAUAGUGAUAUUUUCUUAUUUGGGGGAGAUAAAGUUUUUAGAAAAAUGUUUAAUGAGAAGCACUAUGUUGAGUAUUAUUCUUUGGACACAAUUGCUGCGAAAUUGGGAUUAGAUAGACAUAAAAUGAUUGAAUUGGCGCAGUUGUUAGGUAGUGAUUAUACUACGGGUAUCAAGGGUAUUGGACCAGUUUCAGGGGUGGAAAUUUUAGCUACGUUUGGGUCUUUGGAACAAUUUUACAAAUGGUAUACCGAGGGUCAACUAAAUCCAGAUGUAAUAAAGAAAGAAACUGGGUUGGAAAGGAAAUUAAGAAAGGCAUUGACAAGGAAUCAAAUUGAUUUAGACUCUAAAAUGUCGCCAAAGGCUAUGGUUGAGGAUGCUUAUUUAAAUCCGGUUGUUGAUAAAGAUGAAACCAGCUUUGUAUGGGGCAACCCUGAUUUGGAUCAGUUAAGAACAUUAUUGAACCAAACUGCUAACUGGUCAAAGAAAAAAGCAGAUGAAGUAUUAAUUCCUUUAAUUCAAAGUAUAAAUAAGAGGAAGAAGGAAAAUCAUAAUAAACAAAGACGAUUAACAGAAUUUUUUCCGACUAAAGUAGAUUCUUCUAUAAAUAAUCUUGGGCGUAGGUUAAAGGAAGCGACAGCGCAAUUGAAAAAAAAACAACGCACAAAAUGA
Saccharomycodes ludwigii is the source of this 3126-nucleotide messenger RNA. It is a transcript of the gene RAD2, whose product is annotated as ssDNA endodeoxyribonuclease RAD2. Gene Ontology annotation, molecular function: single-stranded DNA binding; DNA endonuclease activity. Gene Ontology annotation, biological process: nucleotide-excision repair. The transcript has a single exon. The record is from RefSeq and is a predicted model, not a curated record. Lineage: Eukaryota; Fungi; Ascomycota; Saccharomycetes; Saccharomycodales; Saccharomycodaceae. Gene Ontology annotation, cellular component: nucleus. Bases 1 to 3126 code for a protein of 1041 amino acids.